AUGAACUGCCUUUGUUGGAAUAUUCGUGGCCUUGGGAAAGGCGAAAAGAACAUAUCCAUUAGGAAACUAGUGGAAAAGAACAAAGUCACUUUUAUGGGACUAGUGGAAACAAAAAACAAAAAAACAAUAAAAAGUAGGAUGAAGAGAAUGUGGGGUAAUAAUGAGUAUGAAAUAUGUGAAGUCUUUGCAAAUGAAAUGAAUGGAGGUGGACUGAUUGCAACAAGGGACAAAAAAACUUUCAAUGUAGCUCAUAAACAUUCGGGGAGUAGAUGGAUCCUAUUAGAAGGGAGUAUCACAAGUCACAAUUUUGAGUGCUUUGUGGGCGUGGUCUAUGGGUAUAAUGAUAGAGCGGGAAGACUAGAAUUAUUUGAGGAGAUCAAGCAUAGAGUAUUGGCUAUCAACAAACCAAUACUCCUGAUGGGAGAUUUUAAUGUCAUAUUACACCCGGGGGAAAGAAUCGGAACGUUUCGAUGCGACAGAAGCAGAAGAGAAUUCUCGGAAUGGAUAACAGAUCUGGGUUUGAUUGACAUACCCUUACAUGGCAUAAAAUUCAUAUGGAGGAGAAAUGAAUCGAGAAGUAGGAUUGAUAGAGGAAUGUGCUGUAAUACAUGGCUUAGGAAAUUCCCCAAUUUGAAUAUGCUAGAAGCCAAAAAUAACUGGGGUCCUAAACCCUUUAGAUGCUAUGACGCUUGGUUCCUGAAUCCUAAUUUUAAACAUUUCCUCAUCCAUGAAUGGCGAAACAUCCCGAAUGAAUCCUUACAAAACAAGUUGAAAAUCCUAAAGGCCCCCCUGAAAACAUGGAAAAAGGAAAAUUUUGACCUCAUGGAUGACAAAAUCUCCGAGCUCGAAGCAGUUAUACACGCUCUCGAUAGAAUGAGCGACGACAAGGAUCUCAAUGACAUGGAGAUGGCCAAGUUGAAUGCGGCAAAUAGCCUCCUUCAUCAAUGGCUCAUAAGGAGAGAGCGAAUUUGGAGACAAAGAGCUAGAUCAUACGGCUUCAAAAUGAAAGAUCAUAAUACAAAAUUUUUCCAUACUUCGACACUCUUCAAAAGAAAGAUAAAUGAGAUCAUCCAGACAAACAUCAAUGGAAGAAGCAUACAGGGAGUCUCAAACCUCAAAAUUGAAAUCAGAAAUUCUUUGCACAGAGCUUUUCUCAAGAACAGGUCCUAG
Amaranthus tricolor (Joseph's coat) is the source of this 1170-nucleotide messenger RNA. RefSeq lists its product as uncharacterized. The transcript is spliced from 2 exons. Bases 1 to 1170 code for a protein of 389 amino acids. Gene Ontology annotation, molecular function: catalytic activity. The record is from RefSeq and is a predicted model, not a curated record. NCBI's taxonomy places the organism in Eukaryota, Viridiplantae, Streptophyta, Magnoliopsida, Caryophyllales, Amaranthaceae.